Messenger RNA from Drosophila serrata, 1682 nucleotides. RefSeq lists its product as uncharacterized. Lineage: Eukaryota; Metazoa; Arthropoda; Insecta; Diptera; Drosophilidae. The record is from RefSeq and is a predicted model, not a curated record.
UGGAGGCUCAGUUCGAAGGAGGCAGCCGGCGAAUGCGUUUCACCUCCGCUUGAGAAUCGCGACAAAAAGAGUUAACAAUACGGCCCCGAAGCGUGCGUUGUCUUAUCGAGUAACCAAUUGGCUGGCCCAGCGAUCACAGCAGGUUGCACAACGCCAGGAAUAGCGAAUCGGAAUCGAAUAUACAUAUAUAUAUAUCCCAGGAAUUGACAAAGUACAAAAAACCAGCACCAAAAUGGGCAUGGGCACUGGGUUCUCGAAGUGCUUCAUACUCUUUAUGGCAAUUGUGAUACUGGCCCAGGGCGUCAUAUAUCUGGGUUUGUCCAUCUGGGGAAUCACCUUCCGCACCUGCCAUGAUGCCACCAAUUUCGCAGAUAAUCCCUUCAAGUUCGCAAUGGAGUUGAUUUACUUUGCCCAGAAAGAUUGCGGUACCCCUGCUUUGGUGGUUCAGGGACAGGAUUUCCAACUGCAAAUGGAUUGGACCAAGUCCUUUACGAUCACCAAUCGGGAGUAUAUCUUUAUGAUUACCUAUGCGGUGGUCAGUGGCCUGUGGGUGGCCACCUCUGUCUUGAUUAUCACCACAUUGUGCAAUCGCACCACCAAGCUUAUCUCUGGUGUUGUCUACUGGCCCUGGUUCCUGUCCGUCCUCGCCGGCUGCAUCCUCGAUGUAGUGGCUUCAGUGUAUCAUGGAAUUGACUUAAGCCAUACAAUGUCCCUGGAAGAUGCUCUAAGCUAUAUUGGAGGCACGGCCGAUACCGAAAACAAUUUCUGGGCGCUGCUGGAGCCAUUCGGUGUAUACUUCUCAACACCUUCCAUUGUGAUGCUUUGCCUGACGACCCGUGUGGCCAUCAUCUGGCUGCUGAACAUCAUUGGCGCCAGCUUCUGCCUGUCGCUGUCCGGAAUUAUGGCUCAACAGAAUGCCGCCAAGACUAAGGCCAAGGUUGUAACCGGUAGUCAGGCGCCCACGCGCCAGCCAACACCUCAGCCGGCGGUGGUUGCAGCGCCGGAGCCCAUGGUGAUGGCUGAGGUGGAGACCGUGGUACUGCCUUCGGCACCGGCAGAGACCCAAUAUCCUGAGCAGAUUCGGCCCAAGCCGUUGCCCAUCUUUAUACCUGCGGAGCAGAACCUGCAGCGUCAGGAUUCUCGGCAAUAUGCCCCUGGUGAUCGCACUACGCUGCAGUCACCCGUAAUGGUACUACCGCCGCAGGUGUCCCAGCAGCAGCGGGAUGUGGUCUCCCAGCAGCCGGACAUCAACACCUAUCGCACUACUGAGGCCCAUCCUGAUCGCCUGAAUUAUCCGCCGUCAGAGCCGGCAACACCGCGUUCGCCCUCACCAGCUGUACAGCAACUGGCGGUCACCUCGCCACUAAAUAAUCGCUACAGCGAGAUGUAUCCAGCGCCAGCCAAUCCCCGUGUGAGCGAGGAGCUCCGCAACCAGAUGCCGUGGUCGUACACCAGCAUGAUCACGAAACCGCCACCGCCGCCACGCAAGCCGCAGCUGCAGGUGCAGAUCUAUCCACAGAUUCCGGAGCCCGACUAUGGGGAUCACUAGAGAGGAGGCAUUGUGCAGGACGACGAGCAGCUCGACGCUGAUUGCGGGUUAAUCAGCACCUGGAAGCGUGGUUGUGACAAUGUUUUGUGUUAUUGUUAACUUUAUUGCAUAAAGCUAAAGCUGAUGGCCAACU